Messenger RNA from Impatiens glandulifera, 1728 nucleotides. RefSeq names its product probable E3 ubiquitin-protein ligase ARI8. Lineage: Eukaryota; Viridiplantae; Streptophyta; Magnoliopsida; Ericales; Balsaminaceae. The coding region runs from base 1 to 1578 and encodes 525 amino acids. The record is from RefSeq and is a predicted model, not a curated record. Gene Ontology annotation, molecular function: ubiquitin conjugating enzyme binding; zinc ion binding; ubiquitin protein ligase activity. The transcript has 15 exons. Gene Ontology annotation, biological process: ubiquitin-dependent protein catabolic process; positive regulation of proteasomal ubiquitin-dependent protein catabolic process; protein polyubiquitination. Gene Ontology annotation, cellular component: cytoplasm; ubiquitin ligase complex.
AUGGAUUCCAAUGACGAUACCCAUCAUCAUGAUCAGUCACUUGAUUCCUUUGGCGGCGACUCCGCUGAGCAGAACAACUUCGACCACCUCUAUGACGAUUUGAUUGACAAAUAUAUGACCCUGUCUCUUAGGCAGGAAGAGAAAAAUUAUAAUGUCAUAGAAGAGGCAGAUAUUCGAAUUCGUCAAGAGGAGGAUAUCACAACUCUCGCUACUAUUCUUUCGAUACCAAGAGCAGCUGCAAGUAUCUUACUUCAAUAUUAUCACUGGAGUGCCACCAAUGUACAUGACGCAUGGUUUACUGAUGAAAAUAGUGUUCGCAAGGCUGUGGGCUUAUUAGAAGAGCCAAUUGUUGAAUACCCAAAUACUAAUAAAGUAACUUGUGAUAUCUGUUUUGAGAGUUACCUUUUGCGACAAUUUCGUUCAACUUUUUGUGGUCACCUUUUUUGUCGUACUUGUUGGAAAGCUUACAUCAAGGUUUCUAUUGGUGAUGGUGCUGGGUGCUUGAUGUUGAGAUGCCCCUAUCCAACUUGUAUAGCUGUUGUUGAUCAAGAUAUGAUAAACUCUUUGGCAUUAAAAAAAGAUAAAAAGAAGUAUGCUCAAUUCCUUGUCAGAUCCUAUGUUGAAGAGAACCCUAAGAUAAAAUGGUGUCCUGCUCCAGGCUGUAAGUAUGCUGUAGAAUUCGUUAUUGGUAGUGAAAGCUAUGAUGUUACAUGCCUUUGUUCACAUAGAUUCUGUUGGAAUUGCACAGAAGAAUCCCACCCUUCUGUAGACUGCAGCACUGUUGCAAAUUGGUUUUCAAACGUUAAUUAUUAUUUUAACAGUGUAAACUGGAUAACUCAAAAUACCAAACCAUGUCCCAAGUGUAAGGUCCCAAUAGAGAAAAGUGUUGGGUGUAUGCGCAUAAUGUGUAGGCCACCUUGCAACUUUAUUUUUUGCUGGACGUGUCUUGGGAAAUGGUCAGACCAUGAGAAUGACCACGACAUUGCUUGUAACAGUUAUAAGAGAGACAAGCAAAGACAUGAUGACACAGUGAGGAAGCAGACACAUGAUAAAUCAUUGGAGAUGUAUAAUCAUUACCAUGAUCGCUGGGCAGCAAAUUCAAUGUCGAGGAGGAAGGCUCUCGUUGAUCUACAUGAGUUGCACACUGUGAAUCAUCAAAAGCUUAUAGUAAAACAAUCACAACCUGAGGCCCAUCUGAAGUUCAUCAUAGAUGCCUGGCAACAGAUAGUUGAAUGUAGACGCAUUCUUCAGUGGAGUUAUAUUUAUGGAUUCUACCUACCAUAUCGUGAACAUGCUAAGAGGCGGUUCUUUGAGUACUUGCAAGGUGAAGCUGAGUCUUGUCUCGAAAGGCUUCAUCAUUGUGCUGAACAUGAUAUACAGAUUUUUCUUAGAAUUGUAUGUCCUUCACCUCCACCUAAUUUUAAUGAUUUCCGAGCUAAGCUUGCAGGAUUAACAAGCAUUACCCGGAAUUACUUUGAGAACUUGGUUAAAGCACUAGAGAAUAAUUUGUCAGAAGUUAAUCCUGAAAGUCAAGGGGAUUGUAGCAAGAACACAGAAGACAGUGCAGGAGACAACUAGCAUAAGACGUGAAAAAACUUGAGUUUUAAAGAAUCGUGAAACUGUCAAGAUUCGAUUAAUCGUUGAACUUCAAUUACAUUCCAGAUGUGCAAUCAUCGCCAUUGUUGAAACUUGGAUAUUGAUUUCUUUUCAUAUUUAGUUUAAAUUUUC